Xiphias gladius (swordfish) is the source of this 2591-nucleotide messenger RNA. RefSeq names its product UDP-N-acetylglucosamine pyrophosphorylase 1 (gene uap1). Gene Ontology annotation, molecular function: UDP-N-acetylglucosamine diphosphorylase activity. The record is from RefSeq and is a predicted model, not a curated record. NCBI's taxonomy places the organism in Eukaryota, Metazoa, Chordata, Actinopteri, Istiophoriformes, Xiphiidae. The coding region runs from base 447 to 2009 and encodes 520 amino acids. Gene Ontology annotation, biological process: UDP-N-acetylglucosamine biosynthetic process. The transcript has 12 exons.
AGUCACAGGAUAAAUCUGAGGGGUCCUGAAACGAUUAAUGGAACAGGAAUAAGGUUUUGCUACACAAAUUUGAAUUCAUUUUAGGGCUACUUUUUAAUCUUUGCGUUUUUGUCCUGCCUGUUUGGACCUCAGAAAUUUGGUUAAGUUAAACCAUCUGAGAAGUUUAAAGAGUAAAUGUGUCUGAAAUGUGACAAGGGACCCGUACGAGGACUGUUUAAAUUUACGAGGAGCACUUGAAGGCAGCACUCCGGCUGGUCGCACACAUGCACUCACACUCAUCGGCGCCGCUAGUGCCACGUCAAACGUGACGCGACAGGAGGCGUAGUCCGAGUGGGAUGUAGUCGUAACCAGAACAAGAAACCACACAGCCACUGGCUUUAAUGGUGUCAAACACAAGAGGAGCGCCUGCGAGAGUGUGGUAGAAUUAAUCAAAAGCACUGUUGAUCAUGGAUCCCAGCGCCAGUGGACUCACCCAGAGGUUGGCUGAAGCCGGCCAAUCUCACCUCUUGCAGUUCUGGGGUGAGCUGAGCCCUGAGGAGCAGGCCAACUUGACCCAUGACCUGCAGGGGAUGGACUUUAAAGAGAUCAGUGGAUUCUUCAAGAACGCCAUGGAGACGUCAAGCAGCACCAAACACGAGAAGAUGGACGCCCGCAUGGAGCCGGUGCCUCGGGAAGUGCUAGGGAGUGUGACGAGGGACAGGGAGAGUCUCAAAGACUGGGAGCUGGCAGGUCUUCACUGCAUCUCUCAGAGUAAAGUGGCGGCCCUGCUGCUGGCUGGAGGCCAAGGAACCAGACUGGGAGUCUCUUACCCCAAAGGCAUGUACGACGUGGGGCUGCCAUCCCACAAAACCCUCUUUCAGAUCCAGGCCGAACGCAUUCUGAAGCUACAACAGCUGGCUGAGCAAAAGCACAAAAUCAAGUGCUGUAUUCCCUGGUACAUCAUGACCAGUGGGAGAACGAUGGAGUCCACAAAGGAAUUCUUCUCACGACAUAACUACUUUGGUUUAGACAAGAACAACAUCAUCUUCUUUCGGCAGGGCAUGCUUCCAGCCAUGGACUACAAUGGCAAGAUCAUCCUGGAGAACAAAGGAAAGCUCUCCAUGGCCCCCGAUGGGAAUGGGGGUCUUUACAGAGCUCUGGGGAACCAGGGCAUCAUGGAUGACAUGGAGCGGAGGGGGAUCCAGUUCAUCCACGUGUAUUGUGUAGAUAACAUCCUAGUCAAAGUGGCAGAUCCCGCCUUUGUUGGUUUCUGUGUGCAGAAGGGAGCGGACUGUGGAGCUAAGGUGGUGGAAAAAACCAAUCCGACAGAGGCAGUUGGUGUGGUCUGCAAGGUGGAUGGGCGCUACCAGGUGGUGGAGUACAGUGAGAUCACCCUGGCAACUGCUGAGAAGCGCAGUGCUGACGGUCGACUGAUGUUCAACGCAGGAAAUGUGGCCAAUCACUUCUUCAGCUUUUCCUUCCUCAGAGACGUAGUAGAGAAGUACGAGCCAAAGCUGCAGCACCACGUGGCCCAGAAGAAGAUCCCGUAUUUGGAUGCUCAGGGGCAACUAAUCAAACCAGACAAACCAAAUGGAAUUAAAAUGGAAAAGUUCGUCUUUGACAUCUUCCAGUUUGCCAACAUAUUUGUUGUUUACGAAGUGCUGAGGGAGGACGAGUUUUCCCCGCUGAAGAAUGCAGACAGUCAGGACGGAAAGGACACACCCACCACAGCCAGACACGCCCUCAUGUCCCUCCACCACCGCUGGUUGCUCAACGCUGGGGGCAACUUCAUUGAUGAGAACGGCAGACCUUUGCCCGCCAUACCCAGAGACGGAGCAGCAGGCAGUGUCACAGAUGAUGGCAACAGAAACCUGAAGGACGGAACAGACCUGCCAAUCAAAUGUGAGAUCUCCCCUCUGGUGUCCUACGGGGGAGAGGGUCUUGAAGAGUUGGUGAAGGGACAAGAGUUUCAUCCAACCCUGAUGAUCGACGAGCAUGGAGCCCACGAGUUGGUGAAGAAUGGAGUUUAGACAAUGAAGGAGAGAGAAAGAGACAGAGGGAUGAACCAAAGACCAACCUCCCUUUGUCUCUUAACGUUUGCAAGGAGAAACUGUGAUAUCAUCAUCAUGCAGUAACAAAUGUUGCGUGCAUGUGUUCAUGAAAGGAGUGUUAUAGCAAGUGUAUCGUUUGCUUUUCAGCACCAAGUUUUCUCUGCUAUGUAUGUUGAUGUCAUUCAUAUUUCAUAUUUGUUUUGAAGAGCGCUUGAACACAGCAUGAAACGAAGGACGAAAUCCCUGUCAUAGUGACUGGAUGAAGCAGUUUUCAGGUGCAUCUAUUUAUUUUGCUUAUGAGACUUAUUUUCAUAUGUACUGAUAGAUGCUUUAUACGUGGAAAUUACUAUCUACGCAUUUUAUCUGGUGAUUUUUAUACAGUAUUGGACUGAGGCAAAAUGAAGAGAAAGCUGUUUCUUACUAGAAUAUAAUUAAGGUACAUGGUUUGAGCUGUGGGGGGUAUUUAUAAGAUUUGCUUCUUUUCUUGUUGUAAUCAUUGAAGACUAGAUUAUUCAGCUUUAAGUUAAGCAAAGAUUUCGAUAAUCUUUAAUAAAGAAAUUU